This is a messenger RNA of Salarias fasciatus (jewelled blenny), 2761 nucleotides long. It is a transcript of the gene dgkab, whose product is annotated as diacylglycerol kinase, alpha b. The record is from RefSeq and is a predicted model, not a curated record. NCBI's taxonomy places the organism in Eukaryota, Metazoa, Chordata, Actinopteri, Blenniiformes, Blenniidae. The coding region runs from base 115 to 2367 and encodes 750 amino acids. The transcript has 25 exons. Gene Ontology annotation, molecular function: calcium ion binding; ATP-dependent diacylglycerol kinase activity. Gene Ontology annotation, biological process: phospholipase C-activating G protein-coupled receptor signaling pathway. Gene Ontology annotation, cellular component: plasma membrane.
ACCGUCCCACACAGGACAGGUCCCAGCCUGAGAGCCGCCGGGCCGACCCUCGGAGCCGCGUGUCCGCGAGACUUUCUACCGACUCCUGCUCCCCGGGGACAAACCCAGACCAGUAUGGCCUCGUCUGAUGAAACGGAGGGAUCGCUGACUCCUGUGGAUUUUAUCCAACUGCAGCAUUACAUGGAAUGCAGUCAUCUUCACAAAAAAAGCCCUUUACAAUCUUCUCUGGAGAAUCGUUCAAGCAGCCACACAAAAACACAAACUGCAUCUCCAAAAUACAGCAGUUCAAGAGUAAAAGACGUGAUUAAGGAGUUUCAUCCGGGGGGUCGGCUGGCACAACACACCAAUGGAGAGUGUGUCGACGUCGUGGGCUUCUGCCUCUUUCUCAAAACCUAUCUGGAAGUGGACGACUUCCCUGCAGAUUUCUGCCGACGCCUUUUUCGCUAUUUUCAGCAUGUAGACCAUGAUGGGUGCGCCAAGAGCCCGGUGCCCAGAGAAGGUGGGGUCUUUCUUCGAGAUGUAUCCUGUUACUUCUCGGUGCUGGAGGACGGACAGCCGCGGGAAAAGCUUGAAUUUACAUUCAAGCUUUACGAUAAAGACUGCAACGGACUCCUGGACAGUUCUGAAGUGGAUCGUAUAAUCACCCAGAUGAUGCGAGCUGCCGAUUACCUGGGCUGGGAUGUGACUGAACUCAGGCCGGUGCUGAAAGAAAUGAUGACGGCGAUUGAUGUGGACGACAGUGGGACGGUCACACUGGAGGAGUGGGUGAAGGGAGGCAUGAACAAUGUGCCGCUGCUUGUCCUGCUUGGACUGAAGAUGACUGAACGGGAUGGACAGCACAUUUGGAGGAUGAAGCAUUUUAACAAGCCAACCUACUGCAGCGUGUGUCAGAGCAUGCUGCUCGGCCUUGGGAAGCAGGGACUGUGCUGCAACUGCUGCAAGUACAUCGUCCACAGUCAGUGUGCCAACAAGAACCCCGAGCCCUGCGCCCGCACUUUUGUUAAAUCUAAAAAGGACAUUGGCAUUGCAGCUCAUGACUGGAUCAGGGUUGACUGUAAAUCCAACAAGUGUCAGGUCUGCCACAAGAAGAUCAAAACUUUGGCCGGGAGGCGAUGUGUUUGGUGUCAGGACAUGCGCCAUGAUGAGUGCACUUCGUCUGGCGCAACGACCUGCGACUGCGGGCCGCUCAGAGACCAUAUCCUUCCUCCAUGGGCCAUAUACGCAGUUUCAAAGGAGGAGGACACCAAUCUGUUGAAUGUCACUCCUGACGGCCACGUCCUGCAGAUCGCUCCUAUUCAAAAGACCCACCCUCUGCUGGUGUUUGUCAACCCUAAAAGUGGAGGAAAGCAAGGUGAAAAAGUGCUGAGGAAGUUUCAGUACCUGCUGAACCCUCGUCAAGUGUACAACCUGUCCAAUGGAGGUCCUGCUCCUGGGCUGCAUUUCUUCCGUAAUCUGCAUGACUACAGGAUCUUGGCGUGUGGCGGCGACGGCACGGUCGGGUGGGUCCUGGAUGCUAUAGACAAAGAAGACCUGCCGGUGCGCCCUCCUGUGGCCAUCCUGCCUCUGGGUACCGGCAACGACCUGGCUCGCUGUAUGCGCUGGGGAGGAGGCUACGAGGGGUCAGACUUGAGAGAAAUCCUGAAGGAGAUCGUAGCGAGCGAAGUGAUCACCAUGGACCGCUGGAGCAUCCAGGUGAUACCAGAAGACCCCCAGGAGGCGGGAGACCCCGUGCCCUACGAGAUCAUCAACAACUACUUCUCUAUUGGAGUGGAUGCCUCUAUAGCUCAUCGUUUCCACUCCAUGAGAGAGAAACACCCCCAGAGGUUUAACAGCAGAAUGAAGAACAAACUCUGGUAUUUUGAAUUUGCCACUUCUGAGACCAUCUCCUCUUCCUGCAAGGGGCUGAAGGAUUGUCUGACUUUUGAGUGCUCAGGGAAAUAUCUGCAACUGAGCAACACUCUGGAGGGCAUUGCCGUCCUCAACAUACCCAGCAUGCACGGAGGCUCCAACCUCUGGGGCGAAUCCAAGAGGCCUGACGGCGUGCCAGCGGCGCCGCUCACUGAGGUCAUUACUGACCCUGAACUUCUUAAAAACGUCUCACAAGAUAUGACCGACAAGCGUCUGGAGGUUGUCGGGCUGGAAGGAGCCAUGGAAAUGGGUCAAAUUUACACUGGACUGAAGAGCGCGGGGCACCGGCUCGCACAGACUUCCCAAAUUACCAUCAGGACUGUCAAGGCGCUGCCGAUGCAGAUUGAUGGGGAGCCCUGGAUGCAGCCUCCCUGCACUAUCCACAUCACUCACAAGAACCAAGCGAACAUGCUGAUGGCUCCACCAGCUAAACCCACCGGCUUCUUCCACCUCAAGUAAAGACGCGGUCCCACCACACACUCCAGUCUCCUGAACGUCCCCAGCGCUGGCACAUAAAUAGUCUGCACCUGUGUAUUUUUAUAAUAUUAUGUUGUACUGUGUAUGUAUACAAGCAUAACUCCUGCUUUGAUUUUAAAUUAUUGCUUGCACUGAAAGAUCUAAUCUAAAAUCUAACCUGCUGCUACAGUGUGCCAAUUUUCAUGCGUUAUGUUUCUUUAAAUGAAAAAAAGCAAGGCAUUUUACGUAUCUACGUACAUCUUAUGGAUAUAUAUUAGUGUUGUCAAUUUUAAUCGUGAUUAAUCCAUUGAGGUCUGCCAAUUGGGUCAAAGAAAAGAACUGGAGGAUAAUAGUGUUUUUUCCUGACAUUGGGACUGAUUUAUGAAGAUUAGAUUCU